This is a messenger RNA of Knipowitschia caucasica, 3258 nucleotides long. Lineage: Eukaryota; Metazoa; Chordata; Actinopteri; Gobiiformes; Gobiidae. The record is from the annotation of a GenBank genome assembly.
AUGGUAGCAUCAUCUGCAGGAAACACUUAUAAAAAACCCUCAUUUCAUCAAAACAAGUUGUUAAAACCUAAAGGUCCACCAAAGCAACCCCAGCUUCAUUACUGUGACAUUUGCAAGAUCAGCUGUGCUGGCCCUCAGACUUACAGAGAGCAUUUGGAUGGUCAAAAGCACAAAAAAAAAGAGGCUGCUUUAAAGUCAGUGGGACAAACAGGAACUGGAACUGGGCCUAGAGGAGUCCAGACUCAACUGCGCUGUGAGUUAUGUGAUGUCUCAUGUACUGGAGUGGACGCUUAUGCAGCGCAUAUUCGUGGAGCUAAACAUCAAAAGGUGGUUAAACUUCACACCAAGCUGGGAAAACCUAUACCAUCCUCAGAACCUGUACUUGUCAACUCAAAUCCAACUGUUACAACAGUAGCAGGAAAGCACUCAGUUUCCAGCUCCUCCUCUGUCUCCACCACCUCUACUACAAUAGGAGCUCCUAAGCAGACAACCCUGAGUACUGUAAAGGCCCUCAUAUUGAUAAAGAAACCAGCUCUAUCAAAAGCCGUGGUUUGCAAUAAGCCCUUGCUUAGCUCUCCAGCACCCCCAGAAGUGGCUGUAGCUGCUAAAACGGAUGAGCCAAUGCAGCACUCUGUUCAGAGUGACGAUGAGGACAGUGACAAAGGUGGGGGUCAAGGAGACAUCCAGCCAGUCGGGCACAAUUAUGUUGAAGAGGUGCUUAAUGAUGAUGGCAAAGUAAUCAGAUUCCAUUGUAAAUUGUGUGAAUGUAGCUUUAAUGAUCCAAAUGCUAAAGACAUGCAUCUCAAGGGAAGAAGGCACAGGUUGCAGUACAAGAAAAAGGUAAAUCCUGAGCUCCCAGUCGAGAUUAAACCUAGUAACCGGGCCAGAAAGCUUCAGGAGAACAAACUAAAAAAGCAAAAGCAAAAGGCUGUGUUGAAGAGGCAGAGAGAUGAUGAGCAGCGCUGGCACAUGGAAAUGAGGCGAUAUGAAGAGGACAUGUACUGGAGGCGUAUGGAGGAAGAGCAGAUGUACUGGGGAGAUCAGCGAUGCAGAAUGCCUCCACCGCCGCUGAUGAGCCGGCCGGGUAUGCCUGUGCCGCCACUACUGGCAGGUGUCCGCCGGCCGGACUCCCCUGAUGACCGCCACAUCAUGGCUAAACACUCCACCAUUUAUCCAGUGGAGGAAGAGCUUCAGGCUGUUCAGAAGAUCGUGUCCCACUCUGAGAGAGCUCUCAAGCUGGUGUCAGACUCUCUGCUGGAGAAGAACCCUCCUGCAGUCACUGCACCUGAUACUGAGGAAGGGGAUGAUAAAGGUACUGACAACUUGCGCCUACUAAAAGGAGUAAUGAGAGUUGGCAUCCUUGCCAAGGGCCUGCUGCUACAAGGAGACCGUAAUGUGGAGCUUAUAUUAUUGACUGCAAAGAAGCCUACAAUCUCCUUACUGAAAAACAUCGCUAAAGAGCUGCCAAAGGAGUUAGCGACAUUUUCUGAAGAUCAGUAUGAGGUGCAAGCUCACCCAGAGGAGGCCAACAUCGUCAUUUUUUCAAGCAAGGAGCCCAAAAUGCAGGUGACCAUUUGUCUUACCUCGCCGCUGAUGAGAGAGGACCCUGCUGCUGAGAAGGACAAGCAGGCAGCAGGAAAUGCGGCUGAGAAAGGCGUGGAUGAAAAGGACCCACCUGAUCUGUUGAACAAGAACAAGUGUUUGGAUUACUUGGCAUCUCUUCGUCAUGCAAAAUGGUUUCAGGCUCGGGCCAACGGGCUGCAGUCCUGUGUCAUUAUUAUUCGAGUCUUGAGAGAUUUAUGCCAGCGUGUGCCAACUUGGGGAAAGAUGCCUGACUGGGCCAUAGAGCUGUUGGUUGAAAAGGUCAUCAGCAGUGCAGCAGGACCACUCAGCCCCGGAGAGGCCAUGCGCAGAGUCCUAGAGUCCAUCUCUACCGGGAUCCUGCUCCCAGAGGGACCAGGCAUUCUGGAUCCUUGUGAGAAAGCCCAAACUGAUGCUUUAAAAAGUGUGAUGCCUCAAGCCAGAGAGGAUGUAACUGCAAGUGCACAGCAUGCCUUGCGAUUACUUGCUUUCCGUCAGAUGCACAAAGUUUUGGGGAUGGAGUCUCUUCCAGCUUCAAAGGCCAGUGCUCGUAACCGUAAACGCAGACGGGAUGCGAGUGACGCUGGCGAAAGAGAGGCAACGCUUACACACUCCUUAUUACUAAACUCAACGAUUUCUGCAAACGCCUGGAUGCAUUUAUCACUGGAUACUAUGAGCAUGGUGGGCGACAGCUGCCUUUCACCAACAAACUUCCACGAUUUGGGGAAGAGCGUUGGCAGUUUGGGUACAGGGCAUGUCCAUAGCAUCGACGUCAUCCUGGGCUUCAGUAAAGAGCACGAGGACCUACUCAGUCCUUCUGUGGGGUCAGGACCUCAGCGUGUGGAGAUGGACACUCUGGUGGAGUCCGGAAAACAGCAGGAGUCUCACCCCACAUUCAGCGGUCACCUGUCCACUCUGAGGAGCAGCAGCACUGAACAGCAAUACAGUGAAUCCAGUUUGUUCACAAACAAGUGUGAUGAAGAACUAAAUGAACUUAGGAAAAGUGUUGAGAGUGAUGAAAGCAAAUCACCAGAGUCCUGUAAAGAUGAUCACCCUAAAAAGAAGCAUAGGCGAAACCGCACUACGUUCACAACCUACCAGCUUCAUGAGCUGGAGCGCGCCUUUGAGAAGUCCCACUAUCCAGACGUGUACAGCCGAGAAGAGCUGGCCAUGAAAGUCAAUCUCCCCGAAGUGCGUGUUCAGGUGUGGUUCCAAAAUCGCAGGGCUAAAUGGCGCAGACAAGAGAAAAUGGACGCCACCACCAUGAAGCUUCAUGAUGCUCAUAUGCUGUCGUUGAACCGUCCCACACCUAUGCAUACCAGCAUGAGCACUAUCACAAACUCUCUCCCCCUGGACCCAUGGAUGACUUCUCCUCUAUCCAGUGCAACUCCUGUUCACAGCAUACCUGGAUUUAUGGGCCCGCCUCAGAACCUCCAGCCCAACUACAGCAGCCACAGCUUUAUCAACUCCAGCCCACACCACGCUCACUCACACCUGCACCCAUCUAUGGCCCAAGGGAUGCAGAACAUGGCACCGCCCCCUUAUCAAUGCCCUGCACAAUACUCAGACAAAUACCCUCUGGAGGAUGUAGAUCAGCGCAGCUCUAGUAUUGCUGUUCUAAGAAUGAAAGCAAAGGAGCACAUUCAGUCCAUGGACAAAACCUGGCAUCCCAUGUGA